This is a messenger RNA of Entamoeba dispar SAW760, 657 nucleotides long. RefSeq lists its product as uncharacterized. The transcript has a single exon. The record is from RefSeq and is a predicted model, not a curated record. The coding region runs from base 1 to 657 and encodes 218 amino acids. Lineage: Eukaryota; Evosea; Mastigamoebida; Endamoebidae.
AUGGUAAUUAAAAUUAAUAAACUUAUCAAUUUCGGUUAUAUUUCAAUUCAUUCUCCCUCUAUCCCUCCUCCUUCUUUUAUUAAAUCAAUUACUUCUUCUAAAACUAAUCACUUUUCAUCAAUAAAUGAAAUUAUUAAUUCUUGUGACUCAAUUCAUCUACCUCAAUGCAAAGUGUUAUACGAUAAUGAAAUAGAUUGCUUGGACUCUUUCUCUUUAUUCUCUAAAAUUCGUGGAAGAAAAAAUGUUCACAUAAUUGUUAAAACCUUAAAUGGUCAUUUAUUUGGUUCCUUCCAUUCAUCUAUCCCAUUUAACAUUAAACAUGGUAUUAUUCAAACAGAUUGCACUAUUUUCAAACUAUCAAAACCUCCUUUCCUUCUAUUUCCAAACAAACAACCAACUUCAAUCCAAUUCAAUUUUGAAGAUAAAACAACAAUAUAUACUAUAGUUGAUGCUUUUUCAAUUAGAAAAGAAACUGGUCUUGUUUAUCCUACAAUUAAACAUAAUUAUCAUUCCUCUUCUUCUCUAAUCCAAAUUAAUCCAUCAGUACUAGCCGAAGAUCGUACUUUUUCAGUUCAAAGAAUUAUAGCAUUUGAAACUGAAGCAGAUAAUAUUCUUAUUAACUCGUUACUCUAUUUUUUGGUUUAUAUGAAAAAAUAA